This is a messenger RNA of Zingiber officinale, 906 nucleotides long. RefSeq lists its product as uncharacterized. Bases 39 to 488 code for a protein of 149 amino acids. NCBI's taxonomy places the organism in Eukaryota, Viridiplantae, Streptophyta, Magnoliopsida, Zingiberales, Zingiberaceae. The record is from RefSeq and is a predicted model, not a curated record. Gene Ontology annotation, cellular component: ribosome. Gene Ontology annotation, molecular function: structural constituent of ribosome; 5S rRNA binding. The transcript has 2 exons. Gene Ontology annotation, biological process: translation.
CCUUGCUUCCGUCGUCGUAAACAGCGGCCCGAAAUGGAAUGACAAAACAGGGUCGCGUAUCCCUGUCCCCUGUUCGACUAAGCGCCGAUCUGAUGCCGCCGGCACUGCCUCCGCUGCGGCCUCCGCUGCCGAGCAACCGGUACGUGCUCCGGCUCUUCAUCUCGCUCAAGUACGUGACGGCCAACGUGGUGGACCGCCGCCUGGGCCGCGUGGCGGCGACGGCGUCGUCGGUGGAGAAGCCGCUCAAGGAAGGGCUCGAGUGCGGGCGCACGGUGAACGCCAAGGCGGCCGCGGCGGUGGGCGAGGUCCUCGCCAUGCGCCUCCGCGUCGACGGCCUCGCCCGGGAGCCCAUCCACGCCGACGCCGCCAAGGAGGUGGCCAAGAAGGGGUUCAAGAACCAGACCAAGGUCUGGGCCAUCCUCAACGCCCUUCGCUCCCACGGCGUCAACCUCAUCAUCCACGAUAAUCCCAACGGCGGACGACCUUGAUCCCCUCCGAUCGUCUGAGUUCAUCUGGUGAAGGCAUUUUCUUAGUUGAUUCUUCAUGGCAAGCUCAACGCGAAAAUCACUCUCCGUUGAAAGCACAUUGCAUCUUUUUUAGUUUUACGACUACCAUGGUUGGCCGGGGGUUACUCCAUUCACUAGUAUCUGUAAAGAAGUUGAGAUGGAAUGGAUGAUCAAAGACAAACAUAAAGGUGCCUUCUUUAAAGCUCCAUGAUGAGCACUAUGUUCUUCAAAUCACAUAUUACAAUUAUCUGUAUUUAUGAAGAAAUUGAGAUGGAGGUUGCUCUUUUUUAAUCUGUUCAAUUACUUGACUAUUCUAAGGGAAUCUGAUGUUUAGAUACUAUAGCCUGUCAUUGAUCUAUUGUGCACGUGAAUUAAUGUUUUGAUUAAGGAGAAUCUCUAA